CACAGUUGCCGUGUCAAUAUAGAGUACAUGGUCACCACGUCCAGCUUUGUUUUUGUUUUUUACCCAUUCAAUCAUUUAGAUUUUUAUUUUUUAUUUUUAACCAAAAUGCACUCCAUGACUUAAAAUUAAAAUUACUCUCACCCAAUCUCCCAAUUAGCUUUGCAGGCCACGACCAGUCACCUUUGCUCCAUUCCAGGCCACAACUCGCCGUCAACCAUCACUCGGUCAACGUCGCCGGCCGCGGGUUCAAUUUUAUCGGCGUCGCCGGCCGCGGGUUCAAUUUUAUCGGCGUCGCCGCCGACCACCGAACUCCUGUAGCCAAGCCUCUCACUGUCGCGAGUCUCCUCUGUUGCGCCCUGUCUUAGCCGCCAUCACUGUGUAGUUUGGGCUGCGAGCACUUUAGCGUGAAGCAAACCACCGCCCUCGUCGGACGCUGGCGCCUUCCGGUGACAUCCAGGACUGUUCGCCGCCGUCGUUUACCACCUGCGCCGUCGCCCCCUUGCUCUGGCUGUCUAUCCCGAUUCAGCCAUCGUCGUUGUCUUGCUCUGGAUUUUGCACCGCCGCCGCUAGGUCACGCAACAAGCAGCUGUUAAUACCUUAUGGAUAUACUGGACUCCAUAGACUCUGAUGAAUUGCUCAGUGGUGACGGGGAAUUAGUGUUGGAGAAUUUUCCUCAUCCCUGGGCAGAUGUGAAUUCUGAUGUUGAAGAAAUUAGUCCCAUAAAGCCACGAGCCGCUUCAGUCAAACCACCAAAACGUCGCUACCGUGGUCCGUAUCCACCCUUAGACCCGAGCCCCAUCUUACACUACAGGUCGCGCCUCUCAGUUUCCAAGUUUGAAAAGUAUAAGAAAUUUUUUCCGUCCACAGUGACUGUCCGAUGUCCCGAUUCGGAGGAUAUUGUAACCGAUCCUCCUAAGGGUCACUUUUUCGGGGUGCAUAUUCUUUCCAUAAAAUUAGGAUUCCGCUUUCCCACACACCCUUUGAUUAUCGAGUUUUUAAAUGAUCUUGAAAUUUCACCUUGUCACUUGACUCCGCUCGGUCAUCAGUAUUUGGUAGCUUUCCUGGUCCGGUGUGGGACACUUGGGAUUGAACCGUCCCUAGACCUCUUCAAGCACAUGUUCCGAGCUGGGCAGUGCUCGGCAUCUGAUAGUCUGUCCUGGGUGUCUAUCUCUCAGCGCAACCACUUUGACAUGUGGAAGGUCACUCGUAGCAACGAAGCCAAUUGGAAAGAAGAAUUUGUCUAUGUGUCGUCUGGAUCUCCGUUACCUUUUUCAUCGUCUUUGAAUUGUCGGUUUAAGAAGUAUUCGUACCCGAAACUUCCGGUUGACCAGGAGACAUGGCCGGCUAUGAUUCUUUCUGGAGGACCGUAUAGCCUCUCUGCCUUUACUUCCGAGGACCGCCUAACCACGGUUGGACUCUAUUCGCCGUCACCAUGUUCGGGUGCACACGCAUCCACGUCCACGGAUCAAGAUAUGACAUCGCGGUUGGAGAUGUUCCAAAGCUUCGACCAGGAUGGGCCUAGCGGUAGUGACCAGGGGCGCUCUGACAAGAAACCAAGGGUUCCCUCCGUCACAAAAGGCAAGGAUGCCAUUGUAACUGUGCCUUCAUCCAUUGCAAAACGCAGGGCCGCUAGCCCCGCAGCCCGCGUCACCCGUAGCAUGAGUGAUAUUCCCACGGCGGGGAUGACUACUUGGUUACGAGGUAACCUUGAGUUACCUCCGCUCUUAUCACAGGUGAUCACGGCGACUGAGAAGGAGAAAAUUUCAACACUUGACCAUGCUGCUUUAGAGAAGAGGAGCCACCAUGGCCUGGCCGAGCUACUGUUGUCCAUCUCCGAGGUGAACCGAAGGAAAGAUGAGCGCGAGAAAGAUUUGUCGCUACAACUCACCGAAUUAGCGAAGGAGGUGGCAUCGCUCAAGCUCGUGCGUGACUCACAUGCAGCCGAGGUCACUGCGCUUAAAGAAAUGCACGCCGUGGAGUUGGCCAAUGCAAGGGGGCGGGCCGUGGAUGCAUACAAGAAUUCUCCAGAGUUCGUGUCUGAUCGGGAAGCAUACAUUAAUGCCCACUUGAACGAUAUUAGCAAGCAUUGGUUGUCUACUCCGGAAGGUCGUGAGAAACUGGCCUUAGAGAGCUACGUUUCCUACCAGAUCGGGAUAUAUGCCACUCAACAGAAAAUAUAUCCUAUCUUGAGGGAUAAGGCUGGUACCUCUUGCAUCACUGAUUGGGGACUUCCUCCUGAGGUUCCCAACCCUGAGAACCCGGUAGCCAACACGCCCCUGGACUAUAUUCCUUUUGACAGACUCCCCACUGAUGAGGAGCUUGGCGAUCUUCCUUCCGAGACAGAUCACCCAGCUUCGACUGCUUCUGUGCCUUAGAGCAUGCAUGGGAGUGACGGAUGGACGUAGUGUAGACUUUAAUUCUGUCAUGUCUUCAAUUACGAGUACCCGAAUUGCUCAACAUGUUUUGAAUUUCAUAAAAUAAUAAUGAUGCAUGUCUUAUUUUCCUUUCGUUAUUGUUU
Molecule: messenger RNA, 2518 nt
Organism: Cuscuta epithymum
Lineage: Eukaryota; Viridiplantae; Streptophyta; Magnoliopsida; Solanales; Convolvulaceae
Source: the annotation of a GenBank genome assembly